This is a messenger RNA of Arabidopsis lyrata subsp. lyrata, 1258 nucleotides long. Its product is annotated as GATA transcription factor 2. The coding region runs from base 260 to 1048 and encodes 262 amino acids. The record is from RefSeq and is a predicted model, not a curated record. The transcript is spliced from 2 exons. Gene Ontology annotation, biological process: positive regulation of DNA-templated transcription. Gene Ontology annotation, molecular function: sequence-specific DNA binding; zinc ion binding. NCBI's taxonomy places the organism in Eukaryota, Viridiplantae, Streptophyta, Magnoliopsida, Brassicales, Brassicaceae. Gene Ontology annotation, cellular component: nucleus.
AACUCUCUUUUUCUCAUAGAUAAAGGUGGAUGAUAUGAUGAUAUAUAAAAAAAUAAAUAAAGAAGAGAGAAGUGAAUAAGGUCGAGUCGGUCACUACUCACGGUGCAUGGUCACUCUCUCUGCACGUUCUCUUGCCCUCUCUCUCUCUCAUUAUCUCCCCUAUUAAAGACUCUAACCAGUCACACAGAGAGUGAGAGAGAGACAGAGUCAGAGUCUUCUUCUUCUGCAAGAGAUAAACCAUCAACCAUAAUCUAUAACAAUGGACGUUUAUGGCUUAUCUUCACCAGACUUACUUCGAAUCGAUGACCUUCUUGAUUUCUCCAACGAAGACAUCUUCUCCGCCUCUUCUUCCGGUGGUUCCACCGCCGCUACUUCCUCUUCUUCUUUCCCUCCUCCUCAAAACCCUAAUUUCCACCACCACCAUCUCCCUUCCUCCGCCGAUCAUCACUCCUUCCUCCACGACAUUUGUGUUCCCAGUGAUGACGCAGCUCAUCUUGAAUGGCUUUCGCAAUUCGUAGACGAUUCUUUCGCUGAUUUUCCGGCGAAUCCAUUAGGAGGAACUAUGACUUCGGCCAAAACUGAAACUUCAUUUCCUGGGAAACCAAGAAGCAAACGAUCAAGAGCUCCUGCUCCUUUCGCCGGAACAUGGUCACCGAUGCCAACGGAAUCCGAGCAUCAUCAGCUUCACUCCGCCGCGAAAUUCAAGCCAAAGAAAGAACAUUCCGGAGGAGGAGGAGGAGGAAGACAUCAGUCGUCGUCAUCGGAGUCGGCGGAAGGAGGAGGAAUGAGGAGAUGUACUCACUGUGCAUCGGAGAAGACGCCACAAUGGAGGACAGGACCACUGGGACCUAAAACGUUAUGUAACGCUUGUGGAGUCCGGUUUAAAUCCGGUAGACUUGUACCGGAAUAUAGACCGGCUUCGAGUCCGACUUUUGUUUUGACUCAACAUUCAAACUCUCACCGGAAAGUGAUGGAGCUUCGACGGCAGAAAGAAGUUAUGAGACAACCACAGCAAGUUCAACUUCAUCACCACCACCACCCGUUUUAGUUUCCACUGCCUCGUCCGUCGUCUCUUUUUUUUGGUUCUUGGGGUUGGGUUUUGGGGUAACGUCACGUGAUGAUGACGUGUCGCGAUCCUAGCGGCGUUAAUCACGUGACCGACGACGACGGGAGCCUAAAAUUUUUAGCGAACGUUGCAAAAUCAAACCUCUUUUAAUUGUUAAUUAUUAAAAAAAUUACAUCUUUUGGUUUGCCUUUU